Molecule: messenger RNA, 1611 nt
Organism: Pyrenophora tritici-repentis Pt-1C-BFP
Lineage: Eukaryota; Fungi; Ascomycota; Dothideomycetes; Pleosporales; Pleosporaceae
Product: CTP-transf-1 domain containing protein
Biological process (GO): phosphatidic acid biosynthetic process
Cellular component (GO): endoplasmic reticulum membrane
Molecular function (GO): ATP-dependent diacylglycerol kinase activity
Source: RefSeq, a predicted model, not a curated record
GCACCCACUCAGCCUCGUUACAUAUAUUCGCAACCCUCGGAUCGGCAUUCCCUGCUUGUGAACAUAGCAGUACUCUGUGCCAGGGCCCGCUCUACGCUUUCCGGUGCCAUCCGCCUUCCUAUUUUACCUUACUUUCCCACUUGUUGGCGCGACGCCAUGGAGUCCUCUAGACAGUAUCAGAUACCUAGCACCCCGCGCGUGAUAUCCCCUUCGCCCACACCCUCGGAGGCGGGCAGCACAAGAGAUGGCUACUUUGGGCCAGUUACGCGCUCGUCGACGCGCAAACAGCGAGUUACGUCACCUCCGCAAAUUGACGAAGACUCGUCUGGCUCGGAUCCCGACAAGAGGGCGCGAGCCAAAAGUCGGAGUCCAGGAAGGCAGAGAAUCGCUAGCCUUACGAGCCGGAGACAGAUGAAUGGAAGCCUGAAGAAGGAACUCGCCUUGUCGGGGAACAUACCUAACGGCCACCUAUCCCCCGCGGCUGCGAACAAGAACUACUGGAGGGAGAUGAGCAGGAGUCCAAGUCCACUAGGCCUGAUUCCCAUCCACCAGAAGUGGCGGUCAUUUAUUCAUCGGCAUGAGAUACCCCGCAAGAUCCUACAUGUCUCCAUCGGCUUCCUCACCAUCGCCCUCUACUGCACGGGUACACAAACGUCGCAAAUACACAACGUCCUACUUACCAUGCUUAUCCCCAUCGCCCUGACCGAUGUCAUUCGGCACCGCUACUGGCAAGUGAAUCGCUUCUAUAUUGGCUGCCUCGGCGCAUUCAUGCGCGAAUCCGAAGUCGAAGGGUACAACGGAGUCAUCUCGUACCUCUUGGGUGCAUGGAUCGUGAUGCGCUUCUGUCCAAAAGACAUUGCCGUUAUGAGCAUCUUAUUGUUGAGUUGGUGCGACACUGCUGCUUCGACUUUCGGUAGGCUCUGGGGCCAUCUCACGCCCAGAGUCAGAAAGGGCAAGAGUCUGGCUGGGUCCAUCGCGGCGUGUGUGACUGGUGUCAUCACAGCGGCUGUCUGGUGGGGCUGGCUGGGUCCUUCAUACUCGGAGUACAACCAAGGCGAACACGCGUUCGCAUUUCAGGGCGCCCUCACGCUUCCCGCCCAGACGCGCGAGGCACUCAACCUGUCUCUGACCCAGUCCUCUGCUACAGGUUAUUGGGCUCUGGGUGCCAUGUCACUUGCAGCUGGCAUCAUUGCCAGUGUGAGUGAAGCGAUCGACGUCUUCGGCUGGGACGACAAUCUGACUAUUCCCGUGCUUUGCGGCGCUGGUCUAUGGGGGUUUUUGAAGGUAUUUGGGUGAUGGAAGUUUCCCGAUAUUUGUAUGAUCUCAUCAUGUAUUGUUAUUCUCUGCUCUUGUAAUCUACUUACGUCUCCCUGGGUCCAAUGAUACCCUAGACACAGGUGCUCAGGGAGCGGCAUCGAUUUGUAAUGGUCACGACGGCGUUUUAGGACAUAUUGGAUGCAGGAGAGACUGGGCGUAAGGUUACUGGCCGUCUUAGAUCAGCAUACCUACAAGUUAAUAGCGAUGAACUUACAGCCAUGGAACCACUCUGGUACAAUGGCGCUAUAGGGCUUAUCGAGUUUCAAGCCGAGGUCUAUAAUGUCACCUUGAUCA